Molecule: messenger RNA, 657 nt
Organism: Rhodotorula graminis WP1
Lineage: Eukaryota; Fungi; Basidiomycota; Microbotryomycetes; Sporidiobolales; Sporidiobolaceae
Exons: 3
Coding region: 1-657 (218 amino acids)
Source: RefSeq, a predicted model, not a curated record
AUGACCGCCCCGCCUUCCUCGACCAGCUCUCAGCAAAGCUACAACCCGCACGAGCCUAUCGCCCGCUCACUCGACACCAUCCACGGCUGCCCACAGGCCGGCUUCGCUGCCGGCGCUUUGCGGCGCGUCGUGCGCCCACUCGCCCACUACGAAACCGCCGUCCGCAAGCCUGCGGUCGAGCGCCUGAACACCGUCCGGGCGCGACUCGACCUCGAGGUGCGAGAACAAGCACGGCGACGCCGGCUCGCCGAGGACGAGAGGCAGCGGUGGUGGGACGGUUUGUUGCCUGAGGAGCGACGGCGUCUGUCGGUGCGGCGGCGACGGGCAAAUUGGCAAGAGGAGAUCGAGCGCGAGCACUCGGCGUGGCAGGAAGGGCUCGAGCGGCGGUACGAGGAGGCUCUGACGCGUGAGCAGGAGGCGGACGUGUUCGAGCGCACCUUGGCAAGCUUGUCGGCGGAAGAUCACUCGCUCAGCAAGGUCGGCGCCUUUCCCGAGGUCAAGCGCUUUGCGUCGGCAAUGGUUCUCGGGCCACGUUCGGGUGCAGCGUUCGACCGCAGGGCCGGCUCGUGGGCGCACAACCCGGUACCUGGUGACGGCAGCGGGAGGUGGGGGUGGGCGGACGGGACUCUCGUCGGGGCUGCAUCGCGCAUUCAUUGA